Messenger RNA from Trichogramma pretiosum, 2317 nucleotides. RefSeq names its product negative elongation factor D (gene TH1). Gene Ontology annotation, biological process: negative regulation of transcription elongation by RNA polymerase II. The record is from RefSeq and is a predicted model, not a curated record. The coding region runs from base 526 to 2253 and encodes 575 amino acids. NCBI's taxonomy places the organism in Eukaryota, Metazoa, Arthropoda, Insecta, Hymenoptera, Trichogrammatidae. The transcript is spliced from 8 exons. Gene Ontology annotation, cellular component: NELF complex; nucleus. Gene Ontology annotation, molecular function: RNA binding.
UUCAAGCUUUUAUUUUUCUUGAGAAACAAAGGUGAUCGAUGUGAAACUUCUUUAUUUUUGUAACGCGAAAAGUUUCGAUCGAUUUAAACAAAAUAACUCAUUUAAAAUGAAAAUUUUGAGUCGCAAAGACUUGUCAUAUACCACAUUUGUGCCGACCCACGCCAUCGCAGCUCUGAGAACGAACCGAUAGCAGACCAGAGCACGUACUCCACAAUAUUUACUGUUUCAGUUGCCGUCCGAGUGCGGUGGCGGGGUAACCUCUCUUUUUUAUAUAUAUUUUUCUACUUGUUGUGCCGCGCGUUCGGUGAUCAUCGUGCUGCUAUUGUUGAUUUUGUUUACAUUGCAGUUUUUCGCAAUUUAAUUGUUGAAAACUCGUUAUCGAGACUUACAGUGACUGCGUCGCCACUAACACGUUUAUUUUAUUGAACAAUUGAAACAAUUUUAAAAGUGAAUUAAUCCAAUUAAUCUUGUGUUAGUGCAGACUUGGCGUUUUUAUUUUUUUUACGGUUUUUUACGGUUGAAAACAUGGAGCAGAAUUUUCCCGAGGAACAUUCCCAUUGGGACGAUAUGAAAGACGACAUUGUCGACGAUGAAGCGACUGAAAAUCCGCAAGCAGUUUUGGACGAGUGUCUAGAACGAUUCAAGACGCCUGAUUAUAUCAUGGAACCUGGUAUUUUCACACAACUUAAGAGAUAUUUUACUACUGGAGGAAAUCCAGAAACUGUGAUAGAGCUGCUAUCUCUCAAUUAUACAGCAUGCGCUCAGAUGACAAAUCUCUUAGCCGAAUGGCUGAUUGACGUUGGAGUUGAAGUGGGUGAAGUACAAGCUAUGGUGGAGAAUAAUUUGAGAGACAUGAUUAUCAAAACUUUUGAACCAAAAAAAGCUGACACAAUUUUCACAGAGGAGGGAGAGACCCCUGAUUGGUUGACUGAAAUGAUUGUACAUCCUACCUGGCGAUCGCUUAUCUAUAAACUGGCUGAAGAAUAUCCAGAUUGCUUGAUGUUAAAUUUUACAAUUAAGCUUAUUUCUGAUGCUGGUUAUCAAGGAGAAAUUACCAGUAUAUCUACAGCAGCCCAACAGAUUGAGGUGUUUUCAAGAGUAUUAAAAACUGCUAUUGCUGGAUUUCUCAAAGAUACUGCAAAUUGGCAACGCAGUUCUCAAGAGUGCGCUAAAAUGGUGUGUCAUGGUCAACACACAUAUGUCUACAGUCAAGUAUUAUUACACAUCCUGGCUCAGGAGUCAAAAAAUGGUUAUAUUAUGAAGAGAUUAUCUCAAGAAAUUACAAAGUGUGCCCAAAAAGCUCAUCAUGAUGUUACACCAAUUACUAUGGCAUUAAAUGGAGCUGCAAGUAGUCCUGCUGCUUGUCAAGCUCUAUCAUCAAUGUUAUCUAAAAAUUCACUUAAUCCAGCUGACAUAACUAUUUUAUUUAAAAAAUACAAUGAAGAUAAACCACCACCAGUAGAACUUAUCAGAAACCCUCAGCUUUUGGAGCUUUUAAUUGAUGCAUUAUUCAAACCAGGAGUUAAAAUUAACCCUGAUUACAAACCUAAAUACAUACAUUUAUUGGCUUAUGCAGCUAGUGUUUAUGAAAUAUCUGGCAAGAAGAAUGCACCUAAGAAAAUUAAUAAAGAUGACCUCAAAGCCACAUCUCAGGCAAUAGAAAAGGUACAUAAUAUAUGUAAUACAAUUAAAGGAUCUAUGGAGCUUAUUGCAGAAGUGAAUACAUUGUAUGAUUGCAUCAGAUUUCCAGUAGUAAGUUUGGGAGUUAUCAAAUGGGUUGAAAACGUUGUGAUGGAAAAGUCGUACUUCAAACUAUGUACUGAACACUGUCCCAUUCAUUUAGCUUUGUUAGAUGAAGUAGCUAAAUGCCAUCAUUUGUUGCACCCUCAAGUACUUGGAAUUUUUACAAAACUAUUUGAAAGUAAACAAGAUGAGUUGGAAAUAUUAGUGCAAUUAGAACUGAAGAAGAUGUUGAUCGAUAGAAUGGUUAAUCUACUGUGUGAAGGAUGUGCAGUACCUGUUGUUUCAUACAUGACACAAUGCUGGAAAAAAGAUGACACUGAUAUGUCACUUAUCAGAUAUUUUGUCAAGGAGGUAUUAGAUUCAAUAUCACCUCCAUACUCAUCAGAAUUUAUAAAGUUGUUCUUACCAAUGGUAGAAAAUGAUGAUAUAACUGGAUCAAUGAAAGGCGAGGGUAACAAUGACUUGGUUUCAGAAUUUGUUGUACAUUGUUCAGGGCAGAUUGGCAGAUAAUAUGAAACAAAGAUCAAUAGUUUUAUUUCAUCAAAAAAAAACAUAUAGUUUGAAUAAAUUCUUA